Molecule: messenger RNA, 768 nt
Organism: Suillus paluster
Lineage: Eukaryota; Fungi; Basidiomycota; Agaricomycetes; Boletales; Suillaceae
Exons: 2
Coding region: 1-768 (255 amino acids)
Source: RefSeq, a predicted model, not a curated record
AUGUCCCAAACCCCUGCCCCCUCCCAAGCUCCCCCUGCCUCCCAAUCCAAGGCCCAAACUCGAAGUCAGUCUCGUGGCAUGGCCGGAACUCCCGGUGUCAAUGCGGUGACAACCCCCAAGACCCAGACGCGUGGUCACAGCAAGACCAUCACUGCCGUCAAGGCACCUGCACCUGAACCAGCUUCUCUUCCGGCCUCGAGUUCGGCAGUCCCGGCUGCAGCACGUGGCCCGGCAGUCCCUGCUGCAGCACUUGACAUGCCCAUGCCGGAUCUCCAUUCCAUGGCCAUUGCGAUUCGUCAAGGUGCAGCUCAAAUCGCUCUUCUGGAGGAUCAUGUGGCAGAGCAGGAUGGUAAGAUUGAUACCCUGCAAUGCCUUCAUGAAGGCCUUAGGCGCGAAAUCAUGCUCCGGCACCCCUCAUUCCCACUGCCCGAUCCUCCUGCCAAUGCAUCAUCCUUGUUGCUUGAUCAAUCCGGCCCCCCCACCAUGUCACCCGCUGAAUCUGCACUCCCACCUCUCAUUGAUCUCACAAUGGAAGGCAUUGCUCCCACAACCGCAACCACAACAGUCCCGGAUGCCUCUGCCAUUGAUGGCCUCCUGUUUGAUUACAACCAAGUGGCUCAUCCAGAGGAUCCAGAUGCAUCUGGCGAAAUUGUGGACCCAGGUGAUCUGAGCAACCUUGUCCCAGAAUAUAACUCCUCCGAUGACAUGGAUGUUGAGGUUGAGGUGAAGGUUGAAGAGGCUUCUGAGGAGGUUGACAUGGCUACAUAA